Molecule: messenger RNA, 1740 nt
Organism: Zingiber officinale
Lineage: Eukaryota; Viridiplantae; Streptophyta; Magnoliopsida; Zingiberales; Zingiberaceae
Product: probable pectinesterase/pectinesterase inhibitor 25
Exons: 3
Coding region: 56-1681 (541 amino acids)
Biological process (GO): cell wall modification
Molecular function (GO): pectinesterase inhibitor activity; pectinesterase activity
Source: RefSeq, a predicted model, not a curated record
GAUCCAUCCAAGUGGAGCAGGCCGCUAAACCUUUUCUACUGUCACACGUGUAGCAAUGCUGUCGAACGGAGCUCUUCUUCUCCUGCUCUGCUUUCUAAUCCCCUUGGUCGCCGCCGCCGGCUCACCGCCGGCUUCGUUGGUGUCUCCAGCGGCUGCCUGCAAGUCGUCUUUCUAUCCCAAGCUUUGCAUCGCAAUGCUUUCUCCUCUACGGUCCACGCCGAAGAACCAGUACGAGUACGGCAAGUACUCCGUGCGGCAGGCGCUGCGGCAGGCGCGGCGCACGGCCGCGCUCCUCGACGGUUAUCUGGCCGGCAGGCUCGGCGGCGCGAGGGCGCAUCGCGGAGUUGGAGGCGGCGGGGCGAUGAAGGACUGCCGCGACCUGGCCGGGCUGAGCGCGGAGUACCUGGCUGCUGCGCAGGCUGAGCUGGGGCGUGGGAAGUCGCUAGACGUGGCCGCCGCUGGGCGGGUGCGCGCGCUCAUGAGCGCCGUGGUGACUAACCAGCAGACAUGCUACGACGGCCUGCAGGCGUCCCGCGACGGCGGAUUUCCGGAGUUGCAGAGCACGCUCGCGAACGGGACGCAGCUCUACGGCGUCUCGCUCGGGCUCGUCGCCACCGCGCUGGGCCGGAGCUCCGCCGCCGCCAACACAGGACCUCCACCGCUUGCUCCUCCGACGACCGCCGGGCGGAGCCUCGUCGAGGAGCUCAGCCUGAUCGUGCCGGUAAAGCUAUCGAAGUCAGGGGUGAGGGUAGCCCAAGAUGGGACCGGCGACUUCACUUCCAUCUCCGACGCCGUCGCUUUCGCCCCCAACGACACUGCCGCUGCUGUCGCCGGGUACUUCGCUGUCUACAUAAGCGAAGGCGUUUACUGCGAAAAUGUGGUCGUCCCCAUGAACAAGAGGAAUCUUAUUUUGAUCGGAUCUGGCAUAAAUCGGACAGUAAUCACGUCUAAUCACAGCGUCGGCGAUGGAUGGACGACCUUCAACUCCGCUACAUUCGCGGUUAACGGGGAGCGGUUCAUCGCCGUCGGCAUCACCUUCGAGAACACUGCAGGGGCGGCGAAGUUCCAGGCGGUGGCGGCGCGGAACAGCGCCGACCUCUCCAUAUUCUACCGCUGCAGCUUCCUCGGUUACCAGGACACGCUAUACGUGCACACUCUCCGCCAGUUCUACCGCGACUGCGAUGUCUACGGCACCGUCGACUUCAUCUUCGGCAACGCCGCCGCCGUCUUCCAGAGCUGCAACCUCUACGCGCGCCUCCCUCUCCACGGUCAAUCCAACGUCAUCACGGCACAGGGCCGCACCAUGCCGGAACAGUCCACAGGGAUUUCCAUCCAGAACUGCACGGUGAGCGCCGCCCCCGAACUCGGCCGUGCCGCCAAAACCUUCCUCGGCCGCCCAUGGAAAGCCUACUCUCGCACGGUGGUUAUGCAGUCCUUCAUCGGCGACGCGGUGGAUCCGGCGGGGUGGCUAGAGUGGAGCGGCCCCUUCGCGCUCUGCACGCUCUACUACGGCGAGUUCCAGAACUACGGUCCCGGCGCCGACACCGUCGGGCGGGUAAAGUGGCCCGGCUUCAGCCUCAUGAACUCCAUGGACGCCUACAACUUCACUCUCGUUAACUUCACUUCCACCGACGCAUGGCUGUCUUCUACAUCAAUUCCUUACAGCAGUGGGCUCCUAUAGAGCAUUUCAUUCCUGCAAUAGUUGAAGAAAUUGGAUUACUAAUUAAUGUCUAUAAAAUC